AUGGCAAAUAAUGGGAAUACCCGACUUUAUCAUCUAAAAGCGUAUCAUGAACUUCGUAUUGUGACUCUUGAAAAAUCUACAAAAUAUAAUGAGAAGGAGGAAUGUAUUAAGAUUCGAAUUUUAUCAAGUAAAAAUAUACACCAUAAAAGUAAUGAAAGGAAAAAUCCGACCGAUAAUAUAAAUUAUAGUGCUGAAAUAUUUGGUAAGGAAUUAAUAUUAGAUAAGGAUUAUACAUUUGGAUAUAACGAGAAGUUUUCUAUAUAUACAUAUACUGGUUGCUAUAUACAAAUAAAAGGAAUAACUUUACAAGAAUAUGAAAGUAAAAACAAUACGAUGAAAGAAUAUGUAUCAUUAUGUUAUAUAUUAGAUGCGUAUCGUAAGUUAGCAAAAAAAAAAAAGAAAAUCGGUCCUAGAAUAUUGAUAACAGGAAAUAAUAAUUCUGGAAAAAGUUCGGUAUCAUUACUUUUAUUAAAUUAUGCAUUGAAGUCAGGAUUUAAGCCUUUAUAUAUAGAGACAGAUACUAAAGCUAGUUCAGAUAAAGUUGAAUUAAAUCGAGGGCCUGGGGUGAUUAGUUGUUUUAAGUAUGAUAAUAUGAAUAAUAUAGUAAGUAUGUACCCUAUGGCAAGUCUAAAUAAUAUCAACAAUAAUAUCAACAAUAAUAAUAACAAUAAUAAUAACAAUAAUAAUAACAGUAAUAAUGUUGAGUUAGUCAAUAAUAAUAAUACCAUCAAUGUUAAUAAUAAUAUGUUUGAUUCGUACAUGAAAUAUUCUCUAGAAUAUUUUUUCGGAUAUUAUGAUAUUAAAGAAGAUCUAAACUUAUAUUAUCAUCUGAACGAAUGUAUAAGUAGUUGUAUAUAUCUCAUGUUUUUAAAUAAUAUUAACAACGAAUCAACUGAUUUAAGAAAUUAUAGUAACGAACAAGAACAUAUAUGCUCCUCUGGAUUUAUAUUAAAUGUGCCUUCAGAAGCAGACCAUGAAAUUGUACAGAAUAUGAUAGAUAUAUAUAAUAUUAAUAUUGUUAUUAUUAUAGAUAAUUCUUUUUUACAUUAUUCAUUAAAAAAAUAUUAUCAUAACAUAAAUGAAGAUCAACAGGAAUAUAACAAUGUUGAGAAAGAAAAUAAUUUAAUCAAAGAUCGAGAUAAAAAAAGUAAACAAACGAAUAGGUUAUCUGAACACAAUUUAUUAUAUGAUAUGAAUGUUUUUAAUGAUAAAGAUGUGAAUCCUGAUAUGCGCGGUUCAACUGUUUUUACCAAGAAUAAGGGUGAAGAUGGUUUUUAUGAUGAUCAGAAAAAUGAAGAAUUAAAAAGAGGAAAUUAUAAUAAUAUAAAUAUAAAUAAUAAUAAUAAUAAUAAUAAUUAUUAUUAUAAUAAUGAUAAUGUGAAUAAUAUGUAUAACAUGAUGUAUAAUAAUCAUCAAGAAGAUGAAGAAAAAAAAAAUAUUCAAAUAAUUGGCAUGCCCAAAUUCGAAGGGGUUAUUCCUUCCGAUAAUAAUCGUAUAAAAUAUUGUAGAAAUUUAUGGUAUUAUAAUUAUUUUUCAAGAGAUAUAAAUAUAAAUAAUUACGCUUUUAAGAAAAGUCAUAUACUAUCCUUCAAAUAUAGUAGAACGAAUUUUGUAAAAUUAGAUACAAAUCUAGCCGUACCUUUAUCGGCUUUACCAUCUGAUUGUAGAGAUAUAAAAAGAGAAAAUGUAUCCGUUAGUCUAUAUAAUGGAAAUGUUAAAAACUUAAUAAAUUGUAUUUUAGCAGUAUCUUAUUCAAAAGAUUUUACAUAUGUACAUCUUAUUAAUAUAGCUGCAUUAAUUCACGUGCAGGGUAUUAAAGAAGUCGAAAAAACACAACAAAAACAAGAUAACGAAAAGGACAAAGAAAAGGAAAAUAAUAACUCUUAUGUUAAUCAAGAUGGAAAUAAUACUGAACAACAUCAAGUUGAUUAUAUUUUUGAUAUAUUAUGUCCAACAUAUAUAACAUUGAAAAAUUUACCUCCAUUUUUUAUAAUACCUGGAAAUAUAAGGCAAAUGAAAUUCUAA
Messenger RNA from Plasmodium falciparum 3D7, 2025 nucleotides. RefSeq names its product putative polyribonucleotide 5'-hydroxyl-kinase Clp1 (gene CLP1). Gene Ontology annotation, molecular function: polynucleotide 5'-hydroxyl-kinase activity; ATP-dependent polynucleotide 5'-hydroxyl-kinase activity. The record is from RefSeq and is a predicted model, not a curated record. Gene Ontology annotation, biological process: RNA processing. Lineage: Eukaryota; Apicomplexa; Aconoidasida; Haemosporida; Plasmodiidae.